Molecule: messenger RNA, 1610 nt
Organism: Amphiprion ocellaris (clown anemonefish)
Lineage: Eukaryota; Metazoa; Chordata; Actinopteri; Pomacentridae
Exons: 4
Coding region: 348-839 (163 amino acids)
Source: RefSeq, a predicted model, not a curated record
GAGUGUCCGGGGCAGCUGGGGUUGGAUGAACCAGAACAUGGACUCCCAGACGUAGCUGGAACGAGGGUCGGCCGGAUCUGCAGAGUUACUCAGGAGGAGCAGCUCCCUGAGGAAUAAACUACACUUUUUUAUUAGUUUUUUUUAGACAACAUUCACAGUUUGGAUCAGUCAGGAGCUCAGUGGAUUAUUUCUGCAGCUCUGGAGAACUUCUGUGGACAUUUAACUGAAUUUAUGGAUGCUCUAAAUGUUCUGGAAACCACACAUCAGAAGAUGAAGAGAACGACUGACUGAAGUAACAGGAAUAAAACAGAACCCAGCUUCUGUUCCUGACUGGAGGUUGAGGAAGGAUGUCGAGGCCUCCGUCCUCCCAGAACACUCCUCAGUCCUACAGGGUCAGCGACAGAGAUCUGACCGAGAUCGAGCUGCACUCUGUGGACUCCAUCAGCGACCUGCACCGGACACACUACGAACACAGUCACAAAGGGAUGAGACUUCCUCGUCCAGGAUACACUCCGUCUCCCAACGGGAACGUCUUCCUGGCUGACGUGGCAGCUGUCAAUCAGAGAGGACGUCUAAUCAGCAGUCAGUGGCAGAUCCGUCUCCAGGACAUGUUGACUCCAUCGUCCUCCAGAGCGUACAUUAUGGGAUGUGCUCUCAUCACCCUGCUGCUGCUGACGGUGCUGCUCAUCUUCUACUUCAUAGUCCACCAGGGCGGUCUGAUCUGGACGCUGACUGAAGCCGUGAAGGAGAAAGAAGCAGCGGCCUCUGAAUUAUCGCUGCUGAUCCAAGAACUCCAGACUCUGAGGCUGAACCUGACGUCCAGCAGAGGACGGACAUGAGGACAGGAAACAGACAUGGACUGGACAUAGAAGAUCUCCAUACGGAACGGAGACAUCUUAACCCUUUGAUGCAUAACCUGGGUCAAAAGUGACCCAAAUCCAAUGGAAAAUGAGUAUCUCCUCAUGUGGUCUAUGCAUCAAAGGGUUACAGCAGAUCUGUGGGAGUUCCUGGAUGAAACCAUGUCACUCAGAAGGUUUUUGAAACCUUAGCAAUGGUUUUUAUCCAACACAGUGAGGAUGAGUGUUUUUACUGCUGACAUGUUUCCACUCCGUCUGCAGUCGUCCUCAGAGAAUGAGGACAAGGACAGCUUGGAAUCAGAGACUCUAGAAUGGAAGACAAACCAGACGGGAACAUUCGACUUGUUUGCGUCUCCUAAGAUGUGUCUUUCGGGGAAAAUGUGGGUGAGAGACAAACUGUUGUGUUUCCACGAUGGAACAGGAAGUUCAGAAGCAGGAUCUUGUGUUAAUUAUCUGAUGGAUCGUUUUUCCAACUGUUCAGUUUCUAUCUUUCCAUCUAGACUGCAGACGGAGUGGAAACAUGUCAGCGAGGAAAAAACCAUCACCUUCACUAACUUUAUCAGAUAAAAAGCAACGACAAAAUGAACAUUAUCAAUCUACCGUAUAGUGCCAGGGUGAUUAUAUGAAUGAACAUUAUUAUAUUUAGUGACAUCUCUGGUAUUAAAGCAUGUUAUUAUUACUAAUGUAUGAUUUUAAUUAUUACCAUUGUCUCAUAAAGUGUGUUAUAAACUGUACCAGCUGUUUCUAUCUUGA